AUGUAUGCACGGGCUGGCGGCUUCACUGAAGGGUACCUCGAGGACAGCGGUGUUCGGCCAACCUGCUCUAGAAGCACAAUCUCCAAUACCAUCAGGGAGAGAUUAAUUUUCCAUCAUGUGCUCGGGCAGGGAAGUUAUGGUAAGGUCGUCUUGGCGGAGGAUACUUCUAACCAUCAGAAGUAUGCUGUUAAGAUCAUCAGCAAGAGAGCCAUGCUUGCCAACUGCGAUGACGCGGAUGUGUUGGUGGAGCACCGAGUCUUACAGCUGGCAUCUGGGAGCCCCUUCCUUGUCCACGCAGACUUUGCAUUUGUCAUGAUGCUUGUUCUACUUGGUCUGGAAUACAUGAGCUGCGGGGACUUUGAUCAGUUCCUAAACAUGAAGGGGCGGCUUGACAUCCCCAGUGCAAGAUUCUAUGCCGCUGAGCUCGUGUGUGGCAUACAAUAUCUCCAUUCUAAGGGCAUCAUCCACAGAGACCUCAAGCCCGAGAACAUCCUGGUGGCUGAGACGGGCCAUAUUAAGAUCACGGAUUUCGGUCUCGCACUUGAGAACAUGCUUGGAGACCGCACAGCCACCGAAUAUGCUGGAACAGAAGGCUAUGUGGCUCCUGAGAUGCUGGCUAAGGAGGAGUAUGGCGUUGGAGUGGACUGGUAUUCAUUUGGUGUCAUCUUAAAUGAAAUGAUUACCAGUAAGUGUACGUACGAUCCUACACAAUUUAACACCACACACUCCAGCGCUGAAGACAUCAUUAAAGAGCUCCUCCAGAGAGAUCCUGCCAAGCGCUUAGGAGUCCAUGGUAACAUCCGAGGCCAUCAUUUCUUCCAGCAUAUUGACUGGGUCUCUGUGGAAGCCCUUCAGAUGCCACCACCACACAUCCCUGUACCAUCUAUACCUCAACGCUGUUCCAAACAAUUCAACCUGGACAAAAUGGAGGCAGCCGCCAAGAAGCGACGAUUGCCACUGAAACAUCAAGCCAUUUUCAGAGGGUUAUCAUUUGUCACCCAGUAAACCCUCCACCAGCUCUAAUGUCACCAGAGCAAGAUGUCCUCCUGAGCCCCUGGAGAAGAUGAAUGGAUGGACAGAAGAACAGAUCCAGUAUGAAGACAACAGGUAAGUAUAGACUGGAUCCUGGAAGCCCUCCCUGCGAUUGGACUGAAGGAAAACAUCUUGAAGACAUUUGACGACAGAGGACACUGAUCCUGGAGCCGAUCCCACUGGAUGAUGGAUGUGUACGGGCAUUUGAUCCAGGGACUAUUUUCCCACUGCUUUAUUUGCAGUCUGGAAGGAGUGUUUUUCCCCUUAGAUUAGGACAGAUUGGCAGAUGUCAUAAAGGGGUUUUUUCUCUCCUUCUUCUGGAUCAACACAGUUGCCCUCCCCCCAAUUCAGCCAUUCACUUAAUUCAAAGUACAAUUUGGCCAACCCCUUGCGGACAGAUUAUUUAGUAAUUGAUUCUGGGACUAAUCUGACUGCCAUGCAUGGAGUCGGGAAGGAAUCUUUCCUCAUUACAAGCUGAUGGCUGAGGCUCAGUGAGGUUUUUUCGCCUUCCUCUGGAUUAAUAAUAUCUGAUCCAGGGAAAUCGUCUGACUGCCCUAAGCGGAGUCGGGAAGGAAUUUUUCCCCCUACAGGGGGUUUUUUCGCCUUCCCCUGAAUCAAUAAAAGUCAAUGGAUGUAACUUAUCCUCGACUUUGAUUUGCAAUUUACACCAAAACUUCAGUCCCAUCAUUAAUAAGAUUAUAAAUUAAAUAAAAUUCUCCAU
This is a messenger RNA of Bufo bufo (common toad), 1753 nucleotides long. Its product is annotated as protein kinase C delta type-like. Gene Ontology annotation, molecular function: protein serine/threonine kinase activity; ATP binding. The record is from RefSeq and is a predicted model, not a curated record. Lineage: Eukaryota; Metazoa; Chordata; Amphibia; Anura; Bufonidae. The transcript is spliced from 8 exons. Gene Ontology annotation, biological process: protein phosphorylation. Bases 1 to 1005 code for a protein of 334 amino acids.